Messenger RNA from Pogona vitticeps (central bearded dragon), 2795 nucleotides. The record is from RefSeq and is a predicted model, not a curated record. Lineage: Eukaryota; Metazoa; Chordata; Lepidosauria; Squamata; Agamidae.
GUGGUGGGAAAACAACUGUCUCUUACCUGCCACCUUCUAGGGAGUGUGGUCUCCAGCUUUUGCCAAGAAAGAGUGAGCUCAGUGAAUUCAGUGAACUCAGAAAGGCAGCAAGAAAACUCAGGUUGCACCUGAAGUCCCUCGAAGUGGAACAAGAUGGCACCAAAGGGAAAAAAGCCAAAAGGCAAGAAAGGCAAGGCCAAAAAUGCAGCUAAAGGACUAAUAAGUACUUUGCCCUAUGUCAGUGAGAAAGAAAAGUACCUGCAAAAAGAAUAUGCCAUCCUAACAGAGCAUGUCAGAACAUAUACAGAGCGUGUGCAGCAUUUCCAAUGGGAAAAUAAUUUCUUGGAUAAGGAAGCCCAGCAAAUCCGAGACACCAGCAAAGUCUACCUCUCCUACUUAACCCGGCGCACCAUACGAUGCCAGAAUGCUAUCAUUUCUCUGAAUGAUCAGAAUCGCGCAGAUCUUGCAGAGAUCAGAAAGCAGAAGGAAGAGCUAAUUUCCCAAUACACAGAAAAGGAGAAAGAAGUGAGGCAUGAACUGAUGGAAAUGGAAACCCAGCUCUCCCUCAUUAACAAGGAAUGUGAAGCCUUACAUCUCUGGCAGGAAUUGCAAACAGAGCAGCUGAAACGGAUCCGGGAGUUGGAGAAGGAGCUUUUGGUCAUGAAAGUCCAGCACACAGAACACAUGCACAAAGUGAAGAGCGAAUUCCUCCAACUGACAGCAGAGUACGAGAUGGAGUCUCAGCAGAAACUCCAAUCUCUGGCCAAACUGGCCGAGAAGGAAGCAGUGCGCAGUCUAAUACAGCAUACUAAGCAGGUGAAGGCCGACAAUCGGCGGCUAAACCACAACCUCCUAGGCCUCAUCAAACAAGCCCAAGUGCUGAAGGCCUUCCUGUUUCAGCUGAGAGAACAGCAGCACCAGCUCCUCCAAGAGCAUCAAUACAGGCAAGAUCUUGUUCGCACACGCAGCUGGCUAAGGCAUGAAGGGGCUCGACCCAUCAUCACUCUUGGCAGUCCCUUCAGAUGCAGCCCAUCAGCUCGAAGUAGGCUGAUCAGCCCUCAGGUCACAAUUGCACAAAUACCGGCUCAGAGCUGCCCAACAAGGGGUACCACCACCACAGAUGCUCUGAAGGGCAAAAAUUCUGACUCAGCUGCUCAGGUCUAUGGUACCUCCUCCCUUGGGAUAAGAAGGGAGAAGGAAGGCUGCUGUCACUGAGGCUUGGCUUUAUUACUACCUACUGCACAAAUAGGUAUACAGUACAGUAUAUAUGCAUACGCCUGUGCAUUUAUCUGUUUGUAUCUGUGCACUGCACUCCCAUUAUCCUGAACCAAAGGACUCCCAUUAUCCUGAACCAAAGGUUAAAAAAUGCUUACAGUAACAUCACUACAUCUGCUACCUCUGUCAAUCACCCACAGAGCCCAUAGUGACCCAGUACGACCGAAGACACGUGGUGACCUUCCCCCAAAAAAGCCUUUAAUGGGAAGUUGCAAACUAAGCUCAGCUUCCAGAAUUAUUUAUAAAUACUUCAGUAGAGAAUGCCUUGACUGCAUGCCUACAAAGUGCCUUUCACUUUUCAGUAUUAACUCCACAUUUUUUGUUUGCUUGUUUUGUGAUAGUUACAUUUCUUAUUGUUGAGAGUUGCCCUAAGAAUAUAUAUAUUGAGAGGUUAUUAUAUACAGUAAAUUUAUGUGCUAUGUGUCUGGCAUCUCUUUCCUGGGAACUAGUUUGGGGAAAGUUUAAAAAAACAACUGGGUGGCAGAGGCUUUUGGCAGAAUCAUCUGUGCAUGCUGCCUGAAAAGUCAGUUCCACUGUAAGACUGGACAAAUGUUUUCCCCUAAUGACUAACUGUAUCUAGGACUGCAGCUGAGAAGGGCCCAGUGACCAAUUCAUCACGUUUGGACAACAUGCCCCAACCUCAUAGCAUGUAUGACUCUGUGCUCUUCAAAACCCCUAUCAUUAACAACUCUGCUCAGGUCUUUCAAAGCAAAAGAUAUGCCUUCCCAUAUUAUUCAGUCCAUAAAAAUUGAUAUUCCUUUGAACUAUACAUUAAAAGCUGUAGGAAAGUGAAGUGAGGAGGAAAGCAGAUAUAAGAUGCCCAAGUAGUGGAAACAAUGAGCUGGCCUCCAGGCAGGGCUUCUGAAGGCCAGCUCAUUGUUCUGUACAUUCAAAACCAUGACUCCUGUUUCCUUGCUCUUCAAUGCCCAGGUAAGAGGUGUCCUGUAGCACCCGGAACAGCUAUAGGCUAGCUUUCCCGGCGCAGAGCGAUGCAUGCCUAGUGAUGCUCUACUGUUUGGUCCCGCAUGGCUGCUUUCAGGCUUCCCAGGGCACAUGAAUGGCUCUGUGUCCAAUAUGAUUCGAGAGGCCUUUGGCCAGUCUCAGCACCCAUGCCUCUUGAGGUGUCUCGUCCUCUGCUCGGUAGGUGGCUCCUCUGCCACACCGUUCAGGGAAGCCUUCAGGCCGUGGAAGGAAGCAGAAUCCUUUCCCUGCAGAGAGCUCUCUCCAACACUAAAAUCACAAGAAUGACUUACUGUAAGCAAACCAUUCCUCUGUCAGCCUCAAGACAUGGGCAUUUCUGAGCAAUAUUACAGAGGCUCUACAAUGUUUACAAUGUGAAUGGUCUGAAGAAGUUUCUGCUUUUUGAACCACUACUAUAUAUCUGGCAAUGUGCCGGAUGGAAAACGAUGCUAAGAUUUUAAAGGGUACUGAGAACCCCAUAGUUCCAUGAGACCAGGAUCAACUUCUAGCAAUCCCAGCACCAAAAGGUUGUGGGUAGCAGAUUGGGAGGGGAGGGGCUG